Messenger RNA from Physella acuta, 460 nucleotides. RefSeq names its product coiled-coil domain-containing glutamate-rich protein 1-like. The record is from RefSeq and is a predicted model, not a curated record. NCBI's taxonomy places the organism in Eukaryota, Metazoa, Mollusca, Gastropoda, Physidae.
GGUGAAGCCUGCGGCUGGGUUUCGUUCGCAUCUCGUUCUUUGUCGUGGAAGGAACAACAGCGUUUCUAUCGUCGUCCGCUGAAAACCACGCAAUUUUACAAUGCCUGGAACAAAGGAUGAUGUUGCUGUUGAGUCAGAAACAAAAGAGACCACAGAGCCAAUUGUAGCAAAGACAGUCGAAGAUGUGAAAGGCAAAGCUGAUGAGGCUGAUGCUGAAGCAGAAAAACAAACAGAAGAAAACACAAAAAAAAAAGAAGAUUCAGAAGAAAAUACAAAUGAAAAUGCUAACUCAGAAGAGACAGAAUCAAAAACAGAAGAAACAACAGCAGAAAAGCGAUCUGUAGAUGAAAAAGAAAGUGAAGAUGCAGAAGAUGAAAGUCCGAAGAAAAAGGCAAAGACAGACUCAAAUGAAUCAUCGAAUGGCACCACAGAAACAACUGAAUCUGCUUAGUUCUAUUAU